AUGGCCUUCCAAAUGCCCACCUUCCUCACUCGAUUCCUGCGACCUUUCACCUCCUCAGCAUCACUGUCCCUUCAGCCCGAUUCACUGUCUGCCUUGCAGUUCCCUCCCAACUCUCAGAGGGCGAUCUUCGCAGGAGGAUGCUUCUGGGGGCUCGAAGAGUUCUACCGAAAGCACUGGGGCAAUGGCAAAGGUCUGCUGGACUGCAGAGUCGGUUAUACCGGUGGAACUACCGAAGCGCCUUCAUAUCGGGCCGUUUGUAGCGGGCAAACUGGCCACGCCGAGUCACUGCUUGUCGUCUUUGAUCCAGAUCGAGUCUCCUACCGUCAGCUGCUCGAGUUCUUUUUCAGGAUGCACGAUCCGACCACGUUGAACCGACAAGGUGCAGACACGGGGACACAGUAUCGGUCCGCUGUUUUCGCGGAGUCCGACGAACAAUUCAAGAUUGCCACCGAGAUUAAGGAGAAGGUGCAAGACCAAUGGUACAAAGGCAAGCCCGUCACAACUGAAAUCAAGCGCGCCACCCAAUGGUAUGAUGCAGAAGAUUAUCAUCAGGACUAUUUGAAGAAAUUGGAAGAGCGGGGUGAACACGGCUAUCAAUGCCCUGCCCACUACCUUCGGCGAUUGCCUGACCUGAAAUAG
Molecule: messenger RNA, 639 nt
Organism: Capronia epimyces CBS 606.96
Lineage: Eukaryota; Fungi; Ascomycota; Eurotiomycetes; Chaetothyriales; Herpotrichiellaceae
Product: peptide-methionine (S)-S-oxide reductase
Exons: 1
Coding region: 1-639 (212 amino acids)
Molecular function (GO): peptide-methionine (S)-S-oxide reductase activity
Source: RefSeq, a predicted model, not a curated record